CUGACUUGCCUGUCUGAUUGUGAAUAUCGGUUGUUUGACUACAAACACCUUUUCGAGGAACUGCUAGAUUCAUCUAUUCACCUGCGUCAUAGAAGAAUUCUUAUAAUCAAGUGAAUCAGAUCAGUAUACCUACCUACCUAUACAUUCUAGUGAUCGAGUGGCACUAUUUCCUCAACCGACUUCAUCAAAAUGACCGAGAAGGAAGAAUUCGAAGUCUAUCCAGAAGCUCUGAAUGAAGCCGAGGAGGAUAUCAUCAAGCCCGAGACCAUCAAAGAGAGAAGCCUAAGAGUGCUUUCCCGAACGAAGAGUGCAGCGAGCUGGAAAGAUCCAGGUCCUCCUCCCGAUGGCGGAGUUGUCGCGUGGACGCAAGUCUUGGUCGGACAUUUGAUCAUUAUGAAUACCUGGGGUUUCAUCAACUCGUUUGGUGUCUUUCAGGAGUACUAUAUCGAUUUUCUUGGUCGUUCUCCCUCGGAUGUAUCGUGGAUCGGGAGUGUCCAGGUAUUUCUGGUAUUCUUUAUUGGAACAUUUACUGGUCGUCUUACCGAUGCUGGGUACUUUCGUCCAGUCUUUUUGGUCGGGACUGUACUUAGCGUGAUAGGCAUGUUUAUGGCCUCCCUAUCAACACAGUACUGGCAAUUAUUCCUCGCUCAGGGAAUCUGCUGUGGUCUCGGCAAUGGGUGUCUAUUCUGUCCAGCGCUCUCAGUUGCAUCCACAUACUUCUCAAAGAAUAAGAUGUUAGCCGUCGGCAUUUGUGCAUGUGGUAGUGCUACAGGAGGCUUAAUCUUCCCCGUCAUGUUUCAACAACUAAUCACACCUCUUGGCUAUGGAUGGACCAUGAGAAUCUUUGGUUUUUUCACUACAGGCUGUUUGACGAUCUGUAACAUAUUAGCGAAACCGAGACUUCCACCUCGUAGAACAGGUCCUAUCAUUGAACUCGCUGCCUUCAGAGAAGCAUCCUACACCUUGUUUGCGAUAGGAAUGUUCUUGGUAUUUUGGGGUGUCUAUUUCGCUUUCUACUACUUGAGCUCGUUCGGGGUCGACAUCAUCAAUAUACCCCAAAAAGAAUCAUUCAACAUGUUUCUCAUCCUCAACGGUGUUGGCAUUCUAGGACGCACCGUUCCCGCGUAUUUUGCAGAUCGCUAUACAGGACCCAUGAACAUUCUCCUCAUGGUCACCGUCGCCUGUAUCAUAUGUGCGUAUGCAAUGAUUGGAGUUACAACUCGAGGAGGUCUCUACGCAUGGGCAGUGGUCUAUGGAGUUGUUGGGAAUGCUCUUCAAAUGAUGUUUCCAGCAACAUUGAGUAGCCUGACAACGGAUUUGAAGAAAGCGGGAGUGAGAAUGGGAAUGAUUUUUACGAUCGUGAGUUUCGCGGUGCUGACAGGUCCUCCCAUCGCUGGUCUUUUAAUCACAAGAGAUAGCGGUCGCUAUCUAUAUGCUCAGCUCUUCGCAGCAUCGUCUCUGCUCGUAGGAUUCUUUUUCCUCUGUGCAGCUAGAUUUGUGGUUACGGGAAAAGUCUUGCUUUACAAGAUUUAGGCUAAAGGUAUCAAACAUGACGCGAUCACGCGAUAUCACACGAGAUUAUGACGAUCCAGUAUGAUUAAUCGGAAACAAAGACUAUUUAAAUCAAUACAGGCACGUCUAAGAGAUAGAUGGCAUUAAGAAUCGCGCUCAAGAUCAACCGUUCUUCACCUACAACCAACUAGGUGCAUACAGCAGCACUUCUGCCAUUUACAACAAUCUGAAUCAUCAGAUAGGAGCAUUGAACAUAACCUAUAGAAAAGUUAUGAGGUGUCAUCGUAGAAAAAAAAAAUUCUUAGAUGGUUUCCCCAGAUCGAUCUCAGUCGG
Messenger RNA from Botrytis sinoallii, 1845 nucleotides. RefSeq lists its product as uncharacterized. The record is from RefSeq and is a predicted model, not a curated record. The transcript is spliced from 5 exons. Gene Ontology annotation, biological process: transmembrane transport. Bases 190 to 1533 code for a protein of 447 amino acids. Gene Ontology annotation, molecular function: transmembrane transporter activity. Lineage: Eukaryota; Fungi; Ascomycota; Leotiomycetes; Helotiales; Sclerotiniaceae. Gene Ontology annotation, cellular component: fungal-type vacuole membrane.